Messenger RNA from Labrus mixtus (cuckoo wrasse), 11719 nucleotides. It is a transcript of the gene frem2b, whose product is annotated as FRAS1 related extracellular matrix 2b. Bases 147 to 9494 code for a protein of 3115 amino acids. Gene Ontology annotation, biological process: cell communication. Lineage: Eukaryota; Metazoa; Chordata; Actinopteri; Labriformes; Labridae. The transcript has 24 exons. The record is from RefSeq and is a predicted model, not a curated record. Gene Ontology annotation, cellular component: membrane.
GCGAGAGAAUGGUGCACCUUAGUGUCCAUAGGUGUGUUAUUUUAUCCCACCCUGAUUUUUUAUCUUAGCAACUUUAACCGCCAUACGUAGUUUGAAGGGUGUAUGCACAAAGUUCAGCGUGUUUUCUCCGUGGUUCAACACUACAAAUGGCUUGGAUUAUCCCCUCGCUGCUGCACGGGACUGGCGCUGCUUUAUUGCUGCUUGCUGUGAUUCUGACAGGUGAUGCCGUUGCGCAGGUUUUUGACAGCUAUGGAUUAUCUUACGCCUUGAGGUCUGAGCUUUCUGAGGACACGGUGUUGGUCGCCAAUAAUGGGAUCCGCGUGCCUUUCGGGAGAUCAGUGUUCAUUGAUCCCAUCAACGAUUUGGUUAUUCAAGUUCAGCCUGGUGAUAGAUGCAGCAUCACAGUCCUGGAAAAUGACCCCUUGUCCCAAAGACCCGGACACCUGUCUCCGAAAAAGUUUCCGUGUGAAUUUGGCCCCAACGACGUGAAGUAUUCCCACUUUGGCUCCAGGAGUCCUCCGAGGGACAGAGUGAGAUUACAGCUCAGGUAUGACACCCAAACGGAUACAAUUAUCAUACCCUUUAUGAUGGAGGUUGAAGUAAUUUUCACGCAGCUGGAAGUCCUCACCAAAAACAUGCCACUAGCUGUAGAGCACCUGCUUGGCACAAGUAACCCCAUCGACAGAAGAAUUUUAGAAUUCACCUUUGACAGAAGUGCACAGCAAUGCAAAAUAUCGUCUCUGUCCAGUGGCAGCGUGCUGCCCAGAUAUGGGAAACUUGAGGAUCAGGGCAGCCUGGGAACAAUGGUGGACUGUGAUGAAUUUAUUAAAAUGAAUAUUCGGUAUCAGCACACUUUUGCUUUGAAGUCACCAAACAGAGAUUACAUUCCCAUGCUUGUGGAGUUAAGUGAUAAGGAAGGCAAUUUGCUCAAGCAAGAAUUUUUCCAAAUUUUAGUGAGGAUUAGGGACGGAGAGGAGAACACAGCUCCAAAACCCAGCUUUGUUGCCAUGAUGAUGAUGGAAGUGGACCAGUUUGUGAUGACCGCAAUAACCAUGGAUAUGCUGGCGGCAGAGGAUGUUGAAUCUAAUCCUGAUGAAUUAAUUUUCAACAUCACAUCGACCCUGUCCUUUGAGGAGGGCUACAUAGUGAGCACAGAUGAUAGGAAUUUACCAAUAACCUCUUUUUACCAAGGAGACCUCAAAGACUUGAAAAUCGCUUACAAGCCCCCCGCUGUGGAUUCAGAUACUGAGCGGAUUUUCCAGAUUGAAUUUGAGGUUGUGGACACAGAGGGGGCUGUGUCAGACCCCUUUGCUUUCAUGAUUGUUGUUAAGCCAAUGAACACAUUAGCCCCUGUAGUAACCAGAAACACAGGCCAGUUACUGUAUGAAGGUCAGUCCAGGCCUCUGUCCAGUUCACAGAAUCUGGAAAUCAGCGACGAAGACAAUGUAGACAAAGUCAAAAUCACUGUCAUUGAUGGGCUGAGGCAUGGAGACUUGACUGUUCUGGGCUCAAGGAGGAAAUUUUUCACCCCGGCUGACCUCGACUCUGGAGUUGUAAUUUAUCAACAUGACGGCAGUGACACUUACAGCGAUAAUAUUAUCUUCAGAAUGACAGAUGGCACCAAUGAGGUGGAGUUUCUGUUUCCCAUCACGGUUGUGCCAACUGAUGACGAGCCUCCCAUAAUCAACGCCAACACUGGUUUAGUAUUAUUUAAAAACCAAAUGAUGCCAAUCUCCUCACUUAUGCUCAGUGCAGCAGACAUUGACUCAGAGGAUUCCUCUAUAAAAUUCACAAUAGAGCCUGCCUUUUCUACAAUUGGGCAGGUGCUGCUGCGUCAGUCUGAGGCCCCAGAGGACCCGUCAACCUGGAAAUUUAAUACAGAGGAUGAACUGUAUGAGAAAAUAGUGACUGAAUGGCUGCAGCAGGAUAUUACAGACGGUAAACUGUAUUACAAGCACAUUGGGCCUCACAGCACCAGCACAGUCAUGGACCAGUUUGUGUUUAAAGUGCAAGAUGACAAUGACCCACCAAACCAAUCACAUGAGAGCUCUUUUAUUAUCAAAAUUCUCCCUGUUGACGACCUCCCACCUGAGCUGUACCCUGGCACGACUCUGCAAAUGACUGUGCACGAGUAUCAGAUUACUUACUUCAGGAAGAAAUUCCUUCGUUACACUGACCUGGACUCAGAGGAUCGGGAUCUCAAAUACACCGUCAUCCAGCCACCGACAGAUACAGAUGAGAACAGCCCUGUUGUUCUUGGAGCUCUGGUAUUAACUGAAAAGCCAAACACUGAAGUCACAACGUUUACACAGGCACAAAUUAACCAUCAUAAAAUAGCUUACAAACCGCCUGAUCUUGAGCUUGGAAUUACCUCUCAUGUUUUGCAGUUCAGGUACACUGUGGAGGAUGUUUCUGGAAAUAUUGUAGAAGGAGUUUUCACUGUAUUCUUACAGCCUGUAGACAACAAGCCACCUCAAAUAACAAACUCUGGAUUUACUGUGCUUGAACGCGGCACACAUAUCAUAACAAGUGCUGAGCUGGACACUUCUGACACAGACACAGACAGUAAACAGAUAUCCUUCACUGUAACUCAGCCUCCACUGCAUGGCCAGAUCCAGUUUACAUUCAGCGUCAUGAUUAAAGGAGACACAUUCAGCCUAGAGGAUAUUGGAAAUGGCAGAAUUUCAUACAUCCAUAAUGGAGAUGAAUCGACUGUUGAUUUAAUACAAAUAGAUGUCAGUGAUGGGGUCCAUGUCGUCCCAAUUACUAUAAAGAUAAGUGUGAAGCCAAUUGAUGAUGAGACCCCAAGAAUUAGUCUCCCAGCUGGUACAAUCGGCUCCUAUAUAGAUGUACUGGAAAAUGGAGCGACAGAAAUCACAAGUAAUGUUAUUCAGGGAAGAGAUGAGGACACUGAUGACCUCCGUUUGACCUUCAUUGUAGAGGACCCUCCAUCAUUGGGUGAAAUUCUGGUGGGAGGCGUCCCAUCUGGCACUUUCACUCAAGCUGAUAUCAUAAACGGCUUUGUAGUCUAUGCUCAUACCAGUGGGGAAAUAGGCUUGACUACAAAGGAGGACUUUUUCAACCUCACAUUGACAGACAUGUCUGAUGAGUGGACUGUUGGGGGGAAUAAGAUCACAGGUGUCAGAGUCCAUGUAACUAUUCUUCCUCUGGACAGCCAGGCUCCAGAGGUCUUUGUGGGGCCACAGUUCACUGUUGUUGAGGGAGCGAAGAAUGUAAUUCAAAUUCUUCAUAUAAGCACUGACGAUGUCGACACCCCCAGCGAUGACCUUCUUUGUACAAUCAUUGUGCAGCCGACGUCAGGGUAUGUGGAAAAUAUUUCCCCAGCUCCGGGCUCAGAGAAAUCCAGGUCCGGGACAGCUAUAAGUGCUUUCACCAUCAAGGACAUCAGACAGAAUCACAUUUACUAUGUUCAAAGCAUUCACAAAGGAGUCGAGCCAGUAGAGGACAGGUUUACGUUCAGAUGCUCUGAUGGCAUCAAUUUCUCUGAAAAGCACUUUUUUCCGAUCUCCAUAAUCCCCUCUAAUGAUGAAAAGCCUGAGAUUUACAUGAGAGAGUUUGUAGUUAUGGAGGGCAUGAACAUAGUCAUAGACACUCCCAUUCUGAAUGGUGCUGAUGCAGAUCUGCCUUCUGAUCAGCUCACAUUCAUUAUCACUAAACCCCCAAAGCAUGGAUUUAUUCUCAAUCAGCUCACUACUGGCACUGUGCCGGUCGCUAACUUCACCUUGGAUCAGAUCAGGGAGGCCUCCAGUAUUGUGUAUGAGCACGAUGACUCAGAGACCACGGAGGACAGCUUCGAUAUUGUUCUCACGGAUGGAAAGUUCAGGGUGGAGAAAACGGUGAUCGUUAUGAUUAUCCCUGUGGACGAUGAGACCCCGAGGAUGGCCAUCAAUGACGGCCUUGAGAUUGAAAUUGGUGAUGUAAAAGUCAUAAACAGCAAUGUUUUAAAAGCUACUGAUCUGGACUCUGAGGAUUCCAUGCUGACUUACAUUAUUCGCUAUGGACCUGGUCAGGGUUUUUUACAGAAGACAACUCCUUUUGGGACAUUACAGAACAUCACAGUUGGGAUGAACUUCACGCAGAGUGAAGUAGAUCUGGGUUUAAUAGUAUACAUUCAUAAUGGGCAAGAGGGUAUCAGGGACCUGAUCAAAUUUGAUGUUACAGAUGGCAUCAACCCUUUAAUUGACAGAUACUUCUAUGUAACGGUGGGAGGCAUUGACAUGGUAUUCCCAGACGUGAUCAGUAAAGGUGUAUCCCUCAGAGAAGGUGGCAGGGUUAGUCUGACAACAGACCUGCUCAGCACCAGCGAUCUUAACAGCCCAGAUGAACACUUAGUUUUUACAAUCACUAGAGCUCCCAUGCGAGGACAUCUGGAGUGCACAGACACCCCUGGGAUGCCCAUCUCGUCCUUCACACAGCUCCAGCUGGCUGGAAACAAAGUCUACUACAUCCACACCGCUGACGAUGAGGUGAAAAUGGAUAGCUUUGAGUUUGAAGUGACAGACGGCUACAACCCUGUGUUCCGUACUUUCCGCAUUUCCAUCACUGACGUUGACAAUAAAAAGCCUGUGGUGACAAUCCAUGGCCUUGUGGUGACUGAGGGAGAGAACAAACUCAUCACACCGUUUGAGCUAACAGUGGAAGACAGAGACACUGUUGACCGCCUCUUGAAGUUCACAGUCACUCAAAUCCCGGUCCAUGGUCGUCUGCUUUUUAACAACACUCUGCCUGUCACCUCCUUCACAAAGCAAGACCUGAAUGAGAACAUGAUCAGCUACAAGCAUGAUGGAACGGAGAGUGCAGAAGACAGCUUCUCCUUCACUGUCACUGACGGCACUCACACAGACUUCUUCAUCUUCCCCGACACAGUGUUUGAGACUCGAAAGCCCCAAGUCAUGAAGAUCACCGUCCUCCCUGUGGAUAACGGGGCACCGCAGAUUGUGGUCAACAAGGGAGCCCCGACUUUGAGGGUUCUUGAGACUGGUCACUUGGGGUUUGUGAUAACCAGCAAGACACUUAAAGCAGAGGACAGAGACAGCAUUCAGGAUUCUGUGACUUUUAGAAUUACUGUUUUCCCAGAGCACGGCUACCUUAUCAACCUGGGCAGAGGAAAUGCCACAAUCACAACCUUCACACAAGCUCAAAUUGAUGACAUGAGCAUAUGCUAUGUUCUGAGGGAUGGUGACAACACUACAAAUGACAUCUUCUCCUUCUCCAUCGAGGACAGUGGAGGAAACAGACUGAAGAACCAGCAGUUCCGUCUCAACUGGGCCUGGAUCUCUUUAGAGAAGGAGCACUACGUGGUGGAUGAACAGGUCAAGUUCCUGGAGGUGGUGCUGAAACGUCGGGGCUACCUGGGGGAAACCUCCUUCAUUAGCAUUGGCACAAAGGAUGGCACUGCACAAAGUGACAAAGAUUUCCGGGGGAAGUCACAGAAACAGGUGCAAUUUAACCCCGGGCAGACCACAGCCACCUGGAAGGUGCGGAUCCUGUCAGAUAGCGAGUACGAAGUGUCAGAGAGCUUCCAGAUCGUCCUGUCUGAGCCCGUGAUGGCUGCCCUUGAAUUCCCAGAUAUUGCUACUGUGGAGAUACUGGAUCCUGAUGAUGAGUCGACAGUGUCCAUACCCUCAGCUACAUACAGCAUAGAGGAGGACAUUGGUGAGCUGCUCAUCCCCGUGCACAGGAGUGGAGAUGUGAGUCAGGAGCUCAUGGUCAUCUGCUUCACACAGCAAGUUUCAGCCACGGGCACCGUCCCGACCGCAGUGCUCUCCUACUCUGAUUACAUCUCCAGGCCCGAGGACCAUCACAGCAUCGUGCGCUUCGACAAGGGUGAGGAGGAGAAAACGUGCCGGGUUGUUAUCAUCGAUGACUCCCUGUACGAAGACGAGGAAAGCUUCAAUGUCACCCUGAGCAUGCCCAUGGGGGGCCGUCUGGGCUCGGAGUUCCCUACAGCCAGAAUCACAAUCAUGGCCGAUAUGGAAGACGCUCCCGUCUUCUACUUUGGCAACACAGACUACCACGUGGACGAGAGCGACGGCUUUGUGGAGGUGCAGGUGUGGAGGACGGGGACUGAUCUGUCCAAAGGAGGAACCGUCACCGCGCGCUCCAGAAAGACGGAUCCUGUCUCAGCCGAGGCUGGCGUGGAUUAUGUCGGGAUCAGCCGGAAUUUGGACUUUGCACCCGGGGUCACCAUGCAGACGUUCCGUGUGACUAUUCUGGAUGACCUGGGCCGGCCGGUGCUGGAGGGGCCCGAGAAGUUUGAGCUGGUGCUUCGAAUGCCCAUGAAUGGGAUCCUUGGGGAGCCGAGCAAGACCACCAUCCUCAUCAAUGACUCUGUCUCAGACUUGCCAAAAGUGCAGUUCCGCGAUGCUGCGUAUGUGGGCGACGAGAACUCCGGGCAGAUCUCAGCUACUGUUUACCGCAGCGGUGAUAUCAGCUACAAGUCCACAGUGCGCUGUUACAGCAGACAGGGGACAGCUCAGGUCAUGAUGGACUUCAAUGAGAGACCCAACACGGAGGCUUCCAUCAUCACAUUCUUACCAGGAGAGGUUGAAAAGACUUGUGUUUUGGUGCUAGUUGAUGACACAGAACAUGAGGAGGAGGAAGAGCUGCGUCUUGUGUUGGGAAGUCCCAAGAGCGAAUCCCCCUUUGGAGCUUCUGUUGGAGUGCAGAAGGAAACGCUCAUCAAGAUCAAAGAUGAUGCUGACAAGUCCGUUAUUAGGUUUGGAGAGACCAAAUUCAGCGUGAAUGAGCCCAAAGAAAGUGGGCAAAUGUCUGUGGUGAGGAUUCCAGUGCUGCGUGUUGGAGACACUUCUAAGGUCUCUGUGGUCCGAGUCCACACUAAGGAUGGAUCUGCUACCUCUGGGGAGGACUACCAUCCCAUAUCUGAGGAAAUUGUGUUCAAAGCAGGUGACACAGAGCACUUUGUGGAGGUGGAGAUUUUAUAUGACAGUGUCAGAGAAAUGAGGGAGGCGUUCACUGUGCACCUGAAGCCUGAUGAGAACAUGGUGGCAGAGACGAAGAUGAGCAAAGCCAUAAUCUACAUUGAGGAGAUGAACAGCAUGGCCGAUGUCACUUUCCCCUCUGUGCCAAAAGUGGUUUCUCUGCUUCAGUACGACGACAUCGACAGAGCCAGAGACGCUCUACCCAUCGCUGGAUAUCCUGUCAUUUGUGUCACUGCGUGUAACCCAAAGUACCCAGACUACGACAAAACAGGCUCUAUCUGUGUGAGCGAGAACAUCAACAACACCCUGACUCGUUAUCGCUGGCUUGUUAGCGCCCCCACCGGCUCCGAUGGCGUCACCAGCCCUAUGAGGGAGGUUGACUUUGAUACCUUCUUCACCUCCUCCAAGCUAAUUGCUCUGGACUCAGUCUACUUUCAGGCCGGUUCCCGGGUUCAGUGUGCCGCGAGGGGUGUGAACUCUAACGGGGAUGAAGGUCUAGAGCUCAGCAGCCCCAUUGUGUCCAUCAGCAGGGACGAGGGAAUGUGCCAGCCUCGUGUUGCAGGCACGGUUGGGGCAGAGCCGUUCUCUGCUAAGCUGCGGUACACUGGAACAGAAGACACAGACCACCCUAACCUUAUCAAACUGACAGUUACCAUGCCUCACAUUGAUGGUAUGCUGCCUGUAGUGUCCACCCGGCCCCUCUCUAACUUUGAGCUCACCUUGAGCCCUGACGGCACUCGUGUUGGCAACCACCGCUGCUCCAAUUUGCUGGACUUCUCCGAGGUCAAGACUCGCUACAGCUUUCUCACUGAAGCCACAAAGAACCCCGAAGUAAUCGGCGAUACGGCCCCUUACCAAUUCAGCACUUCCCUCAGGGGCUCCAGCACACUCCGGUUCUACAGAAACCUCGACUUGGAGGCCUGUCUGUGGGAAUUCAGCAGCUACUACGACAUGUCUGAGCUGCUCAGUGACUGUGGAGGUACCAUCGGGACUGAUGGACAGGUGCUGAAUCUGGUCCAGUCCUUCGUGACCUUACGAGUCCCGCUUCACGUGUCCUAUGUGUUCCACUCUCCUGUGGGAGCAGGGGGCUGGCAGCACUUUGACUUACAGUCAGAGCUGAGACUCACAUUUGUAUACGACACUGCCAUCUUGUGGAGGGAUGGUGUUGGUAGCCCACCAGAGGCUGAACUACAAGGAGCUCUGUAUCCAACCAGCAUGCGUAUCAAUGGACAUGGACGACUGGUAGUCAACUUCCGCACUGAGGCCCGAUUCAGAGGCCUGUUUGUGUUUUCACAUCCAGCUUCUCCUCUCACCUCUAUGGUCAUGUGUCCGGACCACCCGGGUUUGACCUUUAACCUCAGUCUUGUGAGGAAUGAGCCAACCUACAACCAGCCCAUUCAGCAGUGGACAUUCGUCUCUGAUUUUGCGGUGCGAGACUACUCUGGUACAUACACUGUGAAGCUGGUCCCCUGUACGUCCCCUCCCAGUCUGGAGUACACCAUCCCUCCUGUCUGCAAUCCCAGAGAGCCUCUUACCUUCGAUGUGGACAUCCGCUUCCAGCAGGUCAGCGACCCUGUGGCUGCAGAGUUCAGUCUGAACACACAGAUGAUCUUACUCUCUAAGCGGGAACUCUGGCUCUCCGACGGCUCCAUGGGCUUUGGACAGGAGAGUGACACUGCGUUCUCACAGGGAGAUACAAUAUAUGGCAGAGUGAUGGUGGAUCCGGUGCAGAACUUGGGUGACUCUUUUAUUUGUAACAUUGAGAAAGUGUUCCUGUGUACUGGAGCUGAUGGAUACGUCCCUAAAUACAACCCCAGUAACUUUGAAUUCGGCUGCUUGGCUGAUGCCCCGUCACUACUCUACAGAUUCAAAAUCAUUGAUAAGGCCCAGCCCGACACUCAGGCCCGCUCAUUUGGAAAUGUAGCGUUCAACGCCUUCCUAGCGGUGGAUGACGCUGGCGCUUUAGCUCUAGUGAGAGAACCUGGGUCUGAUGGUUUCAGAGUGGACUCCUCAGCUCUCUUCCAGGUGUCUGCAGGCAGAGAGUGGUUCAUUCACACCAUCUACACCGUCCGUUCUCGGGACAAUGCUAACCGCGGCAUAGGGAAGAGGAGCCUGGAGUACCAUGUAAUGAGCCCACACACAAGUCUGCUUCCAAAGGGUCAACAUCGCAGCAGAAGAUCAGCCAAUGAUGUGCCAGACAUAAUAGAUGAGAUCGGCGUGAGCAACAACCGCGGCACCAACAUCCUUCACAUCGCGCUGGACCGCAGCAGCCAGCGGAGGACGAGCCCAGAAAGGGAGAUCUUCACCAAAGGGAUCAUCCCCCGGGAGCUGAACCAGAAGGACAACAGCGACGACAGACUAGUGUUGAUCAUCGGGAUCUUCGUAGGUCUGCUCCUCACAGUGCUCAUCAUCAUACUGGUGGUGUUACUGGUCCGUUCAAAACGAGAGAGGAAAGACGUGCCGAAGAGCUCGAGCAGCAGAGAGCCCAUGAUGACACAAGCCGUCAGUAACAGUGACAGCUCUGAGGUCUAAAGAAACGGACUCGCGCUUGAGAGUUUCAGUUGAUAUUUGUUGUUUUGCAAGUGCCUCACAUUUAGAUAAAAUUGAAGAUUGUGUGAAGCAACACAAAAAAAAAAAAAACAAGAGCUUUGAUUCUAUUAAAAAAAUCUACUUGAAAUAUUGCAUCUCUUCCACGGUCGGGGAGGGAUCGGGACGCUCACUUGGACACAGACUCUGUCAGCGGCUGUUUCACGGCACUCCAGUUUUGAUUUGCUUUUGAAGCCACUUGAUCCAAAUAAGGUGUUACUUUGUUUCCAAAGGUGCUAUAGAAGAUGCCUCUCAACUUGAAGGGCAUUUGGUUUACUGAGUAGGUGUGGGAAGGUGGAUCUCUUUCAUACUGUAGUUGCUAAACAGCAGGCUUUGUAUGUUUGAUUUGCAGCAUAAAGACACUGUCCAUAGGUAUUCUUACACUGGAUGAACCUGCCUGUCAUUAUACUGAUAAUGACUGAAUGAUUUGUCAUUAGAUGCAGUGCGUGCCUAAGAAAACACAUCAUUUUGAGGUUGUGUAACAUAUGUUAUGUUUUUCAUUGGAUCAGUAAAAAAUUAUUUUUUUUUUUUUUACAUUUUGUCAUGUGCUUAUAUUUUUGCAUGCAUUUAUUUUUGUAUCUUAGGAUUGUUGGAAAUUGUAAAGAAGAAAAUCCGAAAACUGUUUUUUUUAUGGAUUUAUCACCAAUGCAUCUAAUCUGCCUUAUUUCCACCAUUUCACCAUAAAAGCAGUAUUUAUCUGUAGCUAAUCGAUAUUGUAAAAUUUCCCCUACUAUAGCGUUGUCGAGUCAUGGUUUUAAGAUCUAUCUGUGUCACAUGGUAGUAAAGCAAAGGGAAGUGAAACUGUUAGAGUCUGUAGCUUUGACGCAACCUUCAAGACAGCUGGUCUGCAAUGUACAGUGUAGUAUAGUAGCGGUUCCAUAUCCUCUAUUUCCAGCAGGAACAACUCUCACUUUUGGCUUCACUGCUGAUUUUCUAGUAGUAGACUACUGUAGCUUAGCAGAGACAGCCGGGACUCCAGAUCCCCCCCAAACAACAGGGCUAUGUGCUGUUUAAUGUUAAACCUUGAAAUAUGGUCGAAUACGUUUGACAGAGUUCACUUAAAGGGAAUGAAAUGCAUUACCCACAAACCCUUGUUUAAUUGUCAGAACUACCGUCCUCUCCCUGAUUCAUGACUUUAAAUGUAUUUAUUUAUUUGUCAAUGCUUGUUUUGUAUGCAGAGAUAAAUCAUUCAUCAUUUCCUUUUUUUUUAAAUUUGUUUUGAACCUGUCUUUCUCAAACUGUAUUAUACAAAUUGUUAGUUGUCUGUCAUUGUAUUUUCAAACCACACUACACAUACAAUAGCUAUGUGACAUGUUUGCAUUCAAUCAGUGUCCACAUGAAAUGAACUUUAAAGAAGCUUUCCAUGUAUUAGUGUUUUCUAGAUCCAGGCACUGGAUUGCCAUAAAAUCUGAUUACCUCAUACUGCUGUAUAUCUACGUAGACACUAUACUCAUAGACACUCCUUCAUAAAUGUAAGGGUUUAUUUGCUGUUUUAUUUUUAAAUUGAAACAAUUCUAUGCAACCUGUUAUAUCAUGCAUUCACUCAAUGUUUACCCCAACUAUGAUUUGUUUUAUUCAGUGCACAGUUCGCUUGCUAAUCUAGCUUUGACACUGUAUCAUUGUACUGUGGCUGUUUAAUUCCACCCUAAAGCUUUGAGUUCUUUCUGAGCUUCUUUAUGCACGUGUAUGAAUAUACAUAUGCACCACCUAUAAAUGUACCAUUUGAAUGUUUUGAGAAUGGUUAUUGUCAAAAGAUGCAUAAAGUAUGUGCUGUGAGUAUUUGUAACUUAGACCAGAAGCACAACGUGGUCUGCAAAUAAAUAAUUUUUCAAGAAAACAUAAAAUGACAUAUUCUUUGAUGAAAAACGACAAUAGCUCGAAGCUUUUAGUGACCUGUGUUUCAGAUUGUCUUAAGAAAACCUUGUUAGCAAAUCUUCUAUCUGCAUAGUCAAUAUAUAGUACUGCUAAAAAAAUAAGUGCAAAAUCACCAAAUCAUCCUUUGCCAUACCUGUGCACACUUUUACAACAUAUUUAGCAUUAUAGUGGAAUUCAGGGAAAACUCUAAGCAAAGAUGUGGAUCAAAUUUAAGAAAAAUCACUUCAACAUACACAUUUUGGUGAUUUAUUCCCUAAUAGAUGUUUUAGGUUAUGUGUCUAUGUUACAUGUCCGUU